UGAUAUAGGGAGCCAUGAUUUCAAGCAGCAACUUAUUUCAUAAAACCCACUAUGAGAUCCUAGGUGUGAAGGAAGAUGCAAAUUUGGAAGAAGUCCGUAAAGCCUAUCGUUCAGCCAUACUUUGUUUUCAUCCAGACAAGCAACAAAAUGCAUCAGAAACAUCCAAUUCUGAAUGUCUGACAGAGAACAAAUUUUUGGAGAUACAGAGAGCCUGGGAAACCAUUGGCAACCCAAGGUCACGUGCACUUUAUGACGCUGAAUUGCUUACUUUGAGACAGGAUGCAGCAAUAUCUGAAGAUGUCAGCUUAGAUGACCUUACAGUUCAAGAUUCUGGUGAUAUUAUAGAGCUUUCUUAUCCUUGUAGAUGUGGUGACUACUAUUUCAUCGAUUCGUUUGAGUUGGCAGACACGGGUUGUUCAAUAUCAAGAGACGGGGAAAUGGUAUCUUUGCUAACGUCUAAAUCGUUGCCAACAUCUGUUGUGCUUCCCUGUGGAUCUUGCUCUCUUAAAGUUCGCUUACUGAUCAAUGGUUCCUUUUGCUCAAGUCUUCACCUUAAAAAGAUUAAAGCCUCAUAUUUUCAAGAUAGAAAGCCACUUUCAAGCAGAAAUUUCAAAUGGGAAAUCAGAAGAUAG
Molecule: messenger RNA, 632 nt
Organism: Solanum verrucosum
Lineage: Eukaryota; Viridiplantae; Streptophyta; Magnoliopsida; Solanales; Solanaceae
Exons: 2
Coding region: 15-632 (205 amino acids)
Biological process (GO): tRNA wobble uridine modification; protein histidyl modification to diphthamide; positive regulation of ATP-dependent activity
Cellular component (GO): cytosol; nucleus
Molecular function (GO): ATPase activator activity; ferrous iron binding
Source: RefSeq, a predicted model, not a curated record